Messenger RNA from Melanotaenia boesemani (Boeseman's rainbowfish), 3116 nucleotides. RefSeq names its product von Willebrand factor A domain-containing protein 7-like. Bases 1 to 2772 code for a protein of 923 amino acids. The record is from RefSeq and is a predicted model, not a curated record. Lineage: Eukaryota; Metazoa; Chordata; Actinopteri; Atheriniformes; Melanotaeniidae. The transcript is spliced from 17 exons.
AUGACUUCAUUACUGGGAGUGGUCCUGCUGGCCUUUGCUUUAUUGACCCCCAGCGAGGCCUUUGUUCCCAUCGGGGGUGGGACAUCCACUCAUGUCAGCAUCACUGGAACAGCCAUACUACAAAAAAUUACUGAGACCUGUCGGGAUAUGGCCGAGGAUGCUGGGGAUGAUUUCAACCCUACGGGAACAUCUCCAGAAGAGCUGGUCCAGGCCUGUUUAGGCCCCAAGGCGUCAGGAGAGGUAUCUGGUUCCAAGUUCCACUCCGCUCUUCAAGAGAUCUACACCCAGAAUGGACUGAUAGACCGUGACUUUAUCAACAGUGCUCCACAUCACUUCAACUCGGAGGCCUUCUUGGAGGGACGCAGCCUAAUCACGACGGGCAUGGCGGCCAUCAAAGCCAACAUUCGUAUGGAAAACUUCAAUGCUGCCAGGGAAACACUGGGAAGAAUCCUGCACACACUACAGGACUUCUACAGCCACAGUAACUGGGUGGAACUGGGAUACACAGGGCCUUACGUCAACCUCAUACGCCCAGAUCUUCCUCUGGAAAACCUAGCAGAUGUGAACACUGCCACCUGCAGUAACUGUGACAGCGGAACAUGCCCUAAUCAGAUCCUCCCCAACAUCCUGAAGGAGAAGAAACUCACAUCAGGCUACAUGGGAAUCUUCUCUGCUGCAAAGCCUAAAGGUAAGUGUAGCCAUGGAGGAGCAGCUGAUCUCACUAGCACAACAGUUCCACGAGGAGGUAUCAGUAAAGAUGAGCGUCGCCCGGACAACAUGCAGCUCCAUGAUGCUGCUGUGAAAGCAGCCACAGACGCCACCCUUGAGCUGCUGGAGGACAUCCGCUUUGCUGCAGGAGACGAGGACUUUCUGAGGAUGAUGGGAAUUGCCCGCUCGUCUGUGGUGUGCUUUGUCAUCGACACCACCGGCAGCAUGUCAGACGACAUUGAAGAAGCCAGGUCGGUUGUUUACCAAAUCAUUGACAGUAAGAAAGGAACACAGGACGAACCCUCCGAGUACAUCCUGGUGCCCUUCAAUGAUCCAGGCUUUGGACCUAUGAUCAGGACAACAGAUGCUGAAAAGAUGAAAACAGAAAUCUCAAAGCUUAAAGCAAAUGGUGGUGGUGACACCCCAGAGAUGUGCCUGUCAGGACUUCAGUUGGCUCUCACUGGUGCCCCGUCCUCUUCCCACAUCUAUGUUUUUACUGAUGCUGGACCCAAAGACAUCGCCCUCAAGGGCACUAUUAUUGCUCUCAUUAGGAGCACCAAGUCAACGGUAUCAUUCUUCAUGACCACAGGAAAGGGGAGACGCCGUCGUUCUCUAAGAGCUUCUGACUUUGAUCUCUACAAAGAUUUAGCUUUGGCAUCUGGAGGCCAGGCCAUCCAGGUGACAAAGGCACAGUUGCCUCAAGCCACAGAUGUCAUCCUUGACACCUCCACAUCUGCCCUGGUGACAGUACUUCAGAGAGCAAGAACCCCUGGAAAGGAAGAGACUUUCUCCUUCAUGUUGGAUGAGUCAUUGAAAAACAUCACAGUCUACAUCACAGGAACAUCCAUUACUUUUACACUCACCAACCCUUCUGGAGUGAGCCAGAAACAGAAUGAGGCCAGUGGUAAACUGGGAACCAUUCAGGCAGUGGGCAACCUGUGGAGAAUUCGUCUCAACUCUGACAAUCAGACAGGAAACUGGAACAUCAACAUCAAAUCCAGCCAGCCAUACACAAUCAAAGUCACAGGCCAGAGCACAAUUACUUUCAUCUACGACUUUGUGGAAAGUUUUGGAGGACCUCACCCAGGUUAUGCAACGCUCAGUGGUCGUCCACAAGCAGGCCAGCCCGCCACCCUGAUGCUCUCAGUGAUUGGUAGAAAAGGUCCGACUUCAAUGUCAGUGACAGAUGCUGGGCUGAUACUAGUGUCCGGUCCUGAGGCUGUUACCAACGGCACAAUGACUGACAUGGGCAACGGAAACAUCCUGGUGACGGUGGAUAAGGUCCCUGAGGGGGAGUUUGUGGUCCUUCUGAAGGGAAUGGACAAAGUUUCAAACACUGAAUUUCAGAGGCAGUCAACAACCCAGAUGUCCAUUUCCAAAGUGAAUAUCCAGGCUGUGGUGGGCAGCAGUUUGGCACCAGGUGAGGCCUUCCGGCUCCCCUUCAGCAUAAUGACCCAAGGUGCCGGCGGUACAUACACCAUCUAUGCCAGAAAUGACAGAGACUAUCCCAUGACCUACCCAACCAGUCUCACCUUGUCAACUGGACAAUAUGGUAAUGCUACGUUGAUGAUCACGCCUCUUCCCACCACAGCAUCCGGCACUGAUGUCACUCUGACUAUCGAAGCCAAGUCUCCCAGUGGUGCUGACUCCAACUACAUCAUUCUGAGAUUGUCUGUUGUCACUAAGAUCACAGAUUUUACUGCACCACAAUGUAAAGUGGUUUCUGUCCUGGAGGACUGUCCUCUGGAUGUGUCCCAGUGUCAGCCUUUCCAAUGGCAACUCUCAGCUAACCUGACUGAUGGAAACGGUUCCGGGAUACAGAGCAUUGCCCUGAAUCAGGGCAACGGAACCCUGACACACUCUUCACUGAGUCAACCCAUCGUCCAGGCAAACUACAACGCCUCCUGCUGCUCGCAGAUUGUUGAAUUUGUAGCUGUAGACAAAGUUGGCAAUGUGGGCAAGUGUUAUCAUUCAAUUGUUUACUCAGGUGGUCCUCCGGCCCUGACCCUGUCACUGCCACUGUGGCUCGCCCUGCUGGUUUCCACCUUCAUCGUAAGGCCUUAAAGGCGUUAGGAUUGCUGUCACUGAGUUAUCAGUACUCUGAAUAAAUAGUUUAAAACAAGGUACUUUUGAAUGGGAGGGAAACUGUGACUCAGUGUAUUUUAAAGCAUAUUUGGAACAAAAGUUUGGUUGCCUGCACAUCUUUGGUAGAGAAGAGCCGUUAAAAAGCACAACAAUACUUCCCAAUUCUUCUAGAGGAAGAAACAGAAGACUGAACAUAAUCUUCUUUUCAUAUUUUAAGAUUUUUAUGAUGGGAAAUUAUGCAUGCAUAUUCUUUCACAUUUUACCUUUUGUAAUGAAAAUGUUAGCCAAAGACAUCUUUUUCCUUUUACAUACUUUGUUUUACA